AUGUCGGACGACGAAGCCGACCCUGAGCUCCUCGAGCUCCUCCGCCAAUCCCUAGGCCUAGGCAAGAAGAAAGGCAACGAAGCCCCAGAGACAAAGGUGCUCCAAAACGCCCGGUGGAUAUUCGACAAUUCCAUCGACGUAGCCCUAGAUCCGCGACAGACCAAAGCCGCGGCGGAGACUAUAUGGCAACAAAUCCAGCAGAAGCAGUACUCUACAUCGACAUGGUCUGAGCAUGAAUUGCACCCCAAGGCCAAGGAUGAGAGUACCGUGGAUUUUAUAUUUACCAUGGAUUUGCUGAAUUUUAGCUUUUGGUCGGAGGAGAAGGAGGAAAGUAAGAGGUUUGGGAUUGAUUAUCACGGCCGCAAGUGGACGGGGUAUUGGAGUUUGGUCGCUGCUUUGCAGAGAGCUUUGGAUGACGGUAUUCCGAUCACGAGCCCGGACUUCUGGCUGAACGAGGAAGAGUUCACAGAAGACUUGCUCCGACACGUCUUUCGCUCCACCUCGGAUGAAGAGAUUCCGUUGAUCAAGGAGCGCUUCCACUGUAUGCGAGAAGCAGGUCAGAUCCUGGAUGAAAAGUUCGACGGCAGUUUUAUCAACUGCAUCUAUGACGCCAAUAAAUCCGCAGCAGCUCUUGUGAAUCUCCUAGCGGAUGAAUUCCCAUGCUUCCGCGACGAGGGAAACUUUGAUGGCCGUACAGUACGUUUCUACAAACGUGCUCAGAUUCUUGUGGCUGAUCUAUGGGCUUGCUUUGAUGGCGAGUCUUAUGGCGAGUUCAACGACAUAGAGAAAAUCACCAUGUUUGCCGAUUACCGAAUCCCACAAAUGCUCUAUCACUUCGGCUGUCUCCUCUACUCUCCACCAUUGGAGAGCCAUAUCCGCAGUCGCAAACCCAUCAAAUCGGGCUCGAAGUGGGAAAUGGAGCUUCGGGGCACUUCUAUCUGGUGCGUGGAACUGAUCAGACAGGAGAUUGAGCGUAAACAUCCGGAAACACGAUUGGUGUAUUCUACGGGGAACUCGUCGACGUUUGAAGUCAAUAUCGAUGAGAAACAAGACAAGAAUGUUGUGGAAAUAACAACCGAAACACAAGAACCUGAAGUGAAAAAAGAUACUACAGAGGAAGCGACCAAGGAGUCGCAAGAUAAUGGGGAGAACGAAGAAAUUGCAGAAAAACUGGCUGAAGAGCCCCGGGUUAUUGUUGAGAAAGAAGAACCGAAGACCACUACAACAACAAAAUCAAGCACACCAAAACUGAAAACCAUCGGCAUAAACGCCAUCUUGAUCGACUUUUUCUUAUACGACACAAUGAAAGAACUGGAGAGUGAUGGUCAGGAAACUAUUCCGCAUCACCGGACGAGGAGUAUUUGGUAUUAG
Molecule: messenger RNA, 1371 nt
Organism: Talaromyces marneffei
Lineage: Eukaryota; Fungi; Ascomycota; Eurotiomycetes; Eurotiales; Trichocomaceae
Exons: 2
Coding region: 1-1371 (456 amino acids)
Source: RefSeq, a predicted model, not a curated record